Messenger RNA from Psammomys obesus (fat sand rat), 2287 nucleotides. It is a transcript of the gene Tlcd3b, whose product is annotated as TLC domain containing 3B. Gene Ontology annotation, biological process: ceramide biosynthetic process; lipid homeostasis. Lineage: Eukaryota; Metazoa; Chordata; Mammalia; Rodentia; Muridae. Gene Ontology annotation, cellular component: endoplasmic reticulum; membrane. Gene Ontology annotation, molecular function: sphingosine N-acyltransferase activity. The transcript has 5 exons. The record is from RefSeq and is a predicted model, not a curated record. The coding region runs from base 759 to 1586 and encodes 275 amino acids.
UCAGAGCUGCAUGGGAGACAACGCUGCGGUCCGGUUUCUCGGUGUCUGGUCGGUGCCAUCCUUCCCCUCCCCCUCUCCCGUCCUCCCCAAGCUGGUGGCUCCCCCUCCCCCUCCCCCUCCUCACAGAGGGGGCAGGGGGCUGGGCACCACCUCUAUCAUGCCCUGUGCAGUGCCUGCACAGGGCAGCAGGGCUGUGGCAGCGGCAGGAGGAGGUGGCGGCAGCCUGUGGUGGCGGGAGACGCGUGUCGACUGCUGACCGAUUCCCCGGCUGCCGCUCCCCCGCUCGGCUCCGUCCUGCCCUCCCUCCCUUUUGCCAGGGCUGGCACCACCGUCCCCCCCCCACCCCGCCUCCUCGGGCCCUCCCAGCCUCUCCACGUAACCCCCCCACCUGCCGCGGCUCUCCCUCCCCUCCCCCAGCUGCAUCCUACUCCUCCUCCUCCUGUCCCCUCUCCCUCUCGGUCCUCUCAAGUCUUCCCUUGGUCGGCUCUUCCCAUCCCUCUCACCGGCGUCCCCCCCCCCACUCUGCCUAGCUGGCUCUUUCUUCCUGUGUCCCCAGUCUCAUUGAAGUCCCUCUCUCCCUUGCUCUGAACCGGCCCCCUUGUCCCAUCCUGUCCCCGCCCUGGCCCCUUUGUGCCUCCCCCUCCCUCUUUCUCUCUCCCUCCCUGGCUUGCCAUCCCUUCUCCACCUCUUACCCCCUCAGUUUGGCCUUCCUGUCCUUUCUGGACCCUCCGGUCUCCCUGCCCGGGUCCCAAGUCACCAUGCUUACCCCAAUGGUGGCUGGGGGGGUGGUGUUCCCCGGACUCUUCCUCCUAUCCAAGAACACGCUCCAGAGGCUGCCCCAGCUGCGCUGGGGGGAGGCCGACGCGGUCAUUGUCUCCGCCAGGCUGGUGUCUUCUGUCCAAGCCAUCAUGGCCUCCACAGCUGGCUACAUAGUUUCCACCUCCUGCAAGCACAUCAUUGACGACCAGCACUGGCUUUCCUCGGCCUACACACAGUUUGCGGUCCCCUACUUCAUCUAUGACAUCUACGCCAUGUUCCUCUGCCACUGGCACAAGCACCAGGUUAAAGGGCACGGAGGGGAAGACGGGACGCCCAGAGCCGCGGGCAGCACCUGGGCCGUGGUGCGCGGCUACCUGCACAAGGAGUUCCUCAUGGUGCUCCACCACGCGGCCAUGGUGCUGGUGUGCUUCCCUCUGUCAGUGGUGUGGCGACAGGGCAAGGGAGAUUUCUUUCUAGGCUGCAUGCUGAUGGCGGAAGUCAGCACCCCCUUCGUCUGCCUGGGCAAGAUCCUCAUCCAGUACAAGCAGCAGCACACGAUGCUGCAUAAGGUCAACGGCGCCCUGAUGCUGCUCAGCUUCCUGUGCUGCCGCGUGCUGCUCUUCCCCUACCUGUACUGGGCCUACGGGCGCCACGCCGGCCUGCCCCUGCUCUCGGUGCCCCUGGCCAUCCCGGCCCACGUCAACCUGGGCGCCGCGCUGCUCCUCGCUCCCCAGCUCUACUGGUUCUUCCUCAUUUGCCGAGGGGCCUGCCGCCUCUUCCGACCCCGAGGUUCCCCACCACCCUCUCCUUGUCAGACCCAGGAUUGAGGCUGGGGCCUGGGAACCCCCCCCCCUCCCCAGCCCCUGUGGAGACAGCGCUUUGGGGCCAAUGGAUGUGUAUGGGGGGGGGGGGUGAGAGCCAGGAGUCCCUUGCCUUGACAGCCCCAAGACAGAUGGACUCAGAUGGGGAGGAGCUAUAUGCCCUUGGGAGCUGAGGUCAGACUGGCAGGCAGGAAGAGAGGGGACCGGGAUGGAGAGCCUCAAAAUGAAAGGAAGGGGGACGAGAGCCGGGACUCAGUGGGACCAAGGAGUCAAGGGACAUGGGGGUGGUCCCCCGCUGCCAAGGACACCCCAGCCCUGCUGCUGCAAAUCCCUCUCUGCUCCCCAUCGCCCGGCAGAGAGAAGACCCCCUGACUCACCCCGUGUGGGCACCCCGAGAGGGCAGGGGACCCCUGCGCCUUCCUGCGGGGGACCAUGCUGAGGGACCUUAUUUAUUGAUUGGCCCGCAUCAAGCUAAUCUGUUGGGGUGAGGGGAGGGAGGCGAUUGCUCCCCUACAACCUUCCCAGCGCUGAGCAGCUCUGGGGGCAGGCGCCAGGCCAGUCCCUUCUGUCAGGGGCAUAUUUAGCCCUCGGGCCCCGGCUUGUCCCUGGUGCUACAGGCCUCUCGCGGCUUCCUCCAGUCUGGGGCCACACACAGACCCCGGGAGGUGCUUUUACAGACUGCUAAUAAAGACGAUCUUCCUGAACGC